AUGCUUGGUGCGGUGACGCCGGAAUCUUUCGACACCUUACACUCGUAUACCAACACAUUCCAAAUGCCUUUCGUCACUCCCUGGUUCCCGGAGAAGGUCAUUCCACCCUCGUCGGGUCUAAUCGACCAUGCAGUGAGCAUGCGACCAGAUUAUCAUAAAGCGAUUGUGGACACCAUUCUAUAUUAUGGAUGGAAGGAAAUCAUCUUUAUGUAUGACUCUCACGAUGAAUAUAAUAUAAGAAUAGAGUUGGCUCCUAAGCUCGUGUUAAAUCCAGCCGUAGCCCUCUUUCUGCAGAGUUAUGUUAAGAAUCCGCAUGUUAAGAAUCAACAUAACGGCAGCUAA
This is a messenger RNA of Arctia plantaginis, 342 nucleotides long. NCBI's taxonomy places the organism in Eukaryota, Metazoa, Arthropoda, Insecta, Lepidoptera, Erebidae. The record is from the annotation of a GenBank genome assembly.